This is a messenger RNA of Enterobius vermicularis (human pinworm), 240 nucleotides long. The record is from the annotation of a GenBank genome assembly. Lineage: Eukaryota; Metazoa; Nematoda; Chromadorea; Rhabditida; Oxyuridae.
AUGAUAACGAAUCGAUAUCGCCUUGUGCUUUACCAAUUGAGGGCAUUCGCUAGUGCAGCACCGAAAUGUACAACUGGCAUUGAGCAUGCGGAGGAAUUGAAAAAAGCAAGUUCUAAGUCUUACUUUUUUCUAUUGACAACAGAUCUUUUGAUUUUUCAGUUGGAGAUGGGACCAUCUCGGUACCCACAGCCGUCGAAAUUCAAACCUGAUACGCUCCCAUCGAUUUCGACGAAAUUGUAG